CGUACUUCCGGGUUCGGCCAGAAGCGCAGCCAUUGUCCCGCGCGCGGACGUUUUUUGUCACCGCGCACCUCGGCCCUUCGGAGGUUAAGCCCAGUGGCCCUGCGGAUGCCGACUAGGGGAGGGGACAGAAGUAGCUUAACCCGAGUCUGUCGUGUGCAGCAUCAGGGCAGAGAGUUGCUUAACCGAGCUCGUCUUGCCGUAGAGCCGUGCUGGGCACUGAGGCUGGGACAGGCCCUGCCUGGUCCUCGACCCGGUGGACGCCCAGUUUCUUGUUUUAGGAGAGGCAGCGCUACUUCAGCGACCCCCCCUGCCCCCCCCGACCCCCGCCGUGAGACUGGCUGAUGGAAUGCAGACUCCUAGCUUGACGGAGAGACCAGAGCCUAGAGGCAGGUUCUAAGCAGAGGGCUUCCUACACAUGUUGGAGAUGUCUGAAUGGAAAGCAGGAACUUGGACCAGUGAUCCUGGGACCCACGUUGGAUAGCGCAGAGUCCUAGGACAUUCAAGUUUGCUGAAGACACUGGGUGGCAGCUCGGGACCUCAGGCCCCUGCCCGUGCCUGGAGGAGAGCAUGGAAGAGCGGGAUGAGAAGCCCCCGGGACCCCUGAAGGCCAGCGCGCAGGACUGUCUCCUUCCUCAGGAGAUUAUCGUCAAGGUCGAGAGAGACGAUGCCGGGUCACUGGCCGUUGCAUCCCAGGAAGGAGUGAACUUCCAUAGAGUGACUGUGGACUUCACUCAGGAGGAAGAACGCACUUUGAACCCUGCCCGGAGGACCCUGGACAGAGAUGUGAUUCUGGAGAACCGCAGGCAUCUAGUCUCCUGGGAGUCGGCAACUGCACUUGGAAGAAGAGAAUCAACAUCAAAGCAGAGCAUUUUUGGUGAUGAACCAUCCCACAGAGUGAAGAUAGAAAGGUUGACAAGAGAUGAUCCUUGGUUAUCUUCAUGUGAAGAAGUUCAGGAUUGUAAGGAGCUUUUGGAGAAGCAACAGGAAAAACAAGAGAGACUUCUGAAGGAAGUGACAUUCACUCACAGAACAGCUAUUAGUCAUGAGAGAGCCUGCAAAAGUGAUGACCUUGAGGAGAAGCAUGGUCCAAAUAACAGUCUUCUUUCACCACAGAUGAUACCCAUAAGAAACCAUUUUCAUAAACAUGCUUCACAUGUUAAAAAAUUGCAUUAUAAUUCUAUGGUAAACACUCACCAGAUGAUUAAUGAUAGUGAGAAACUCUGUGAAAAUAAAGAAUGUGGAAACCUCCCCCAGAGCAUUCAUUUUUUUCAGUUUACAAAAGCGCAAACAGAAGAUAAAUCCUAUGGAUUUAGUGACAGUAUUCAACACUUUAGCCAUGAUAAACCCCUAAAUCUACAUGAGAAAAUACAUGCACAAGGAAAAUCCUUUGAUUUUAAGGAACAUGGGCAAGUUUUGAACCACAGCAUAUCCCAUAAUGAACAACAGAGAAUCCCUGUUGAAGAGAGUCAGUAUAAAUGUAAUAAAACCUCCCAGAGUUCAUCCCUUGCUCAAAACAUGAGAAAUCAUUCUGAAGAGAAACCCUUUGAAUGUAAUCAGUGUGGAAAAUCCUUCAGCUGGAGCUCUCAUCUUGUUGCACAUCAGAGAACUCACACAGGGGAGAAACCUUAUGAAUGUAACGAGUGUGGGAAAUCAUUCAGCCGCAGCUCUCACCUCGUUUCCCAUCAGAGAACUCAUACUGGAGAGAAACCUUAUAGAUGCAAUCAGUGUGGGAAAUCCUUUAGCCAGAGCUAUGUCCUUGUUGUGCAUCAGAGAACUCAUACUGGAGAGAAGCCUUAUGAAUGCAGUCAGUGUGGAAAGUCAUUCAGGCAGAGCUACAAACUUAUUGCACAUCAAAGAACUCAUACUGGAGAGAAGCCCUACGAAUGUAAUCAAUGUGGGAAAUCAUUUAUCCAGAGCUAUAAGCUUAUUGCCCAUCAAAGAAUUCAUACUGGAGAAAAGCCCUAUGAAUGCAAUCAAUGUGGAAAGUCCUUUAGUCAAAGUUACAAACUUGUCGCGCAUCAGAGGAGUCACACAGGAGAAAAACCCUUUGAAUGUAAUCAGUGUGGAAAAUCCUUCAGCUGGAGUUCUCAACUGGUUGCACACCAAAGAACUCAUACUGGAGAGAAACCCUACGAAUGUAAUGAGUGUGGGAAAUCUUUCAACCGCAGUUCUCACCUUGUUAUGCAUCAGAGAACUCAUACUGGAGAAAAACCCUAUGAAUGUAAUCAGUGUGGGAAGUCCUUCAGCCAGAGUUAUGUUCUUGUUGUACAUCAGAGAACUCAUACUGGAGAAAAGCCCUAUGAGUGCAGUCAGUGUGGGAAAUCCUUCAGGCAGAGUUCAUGCCUUACUCAACAUCAGAGAACUCAUACUGGAGAGAAACCCUAUGAAUGUAACCAAUGUGGAAAAACAUUCAGCUUGAGUGCUCGGCUUAUUGUACAUCAAAGAACACAUACUGGAGAGAAACCCUUUACAUGUAAUCAGUGUGGGAAAGCUUUUAUUAAUAGUUCUAAACUUAUUAGGCAUCGGGCAACUCAUAUUGAAGAGAAACCCUAUGAAUGUAACUAGUUUGGAAAUCUUUCAGCCAGAGUAUAUCCCUCCCUCCUUCCCUCCUUCUCUCCCUCCCUCCCUGCUUCCCUUCCUCCCUCCCUUCAGCCCCUCAUUUCCUCCUUCCCUCCUUCCAUUCCUCCAGGAUUACAUGUAUUGGAAAGAACUACUAUGAAAACAAUGUGUCUGGAAAAAGCUUUCAGUUAGCUCUCUGUUAUUGUGUAUCUGGAAAUUUGUUCUGGGGAAGAAACAGAGAAAAACUAUCACAUAUUUUACUUAACAGUUCCAUGUUAAAAAAUCAAACUUGGCCCUUAUAACACAUUCCCACAAAAGUAAUAACUACUGGCGCUUUUCCUUGCAGAAAGCACUUCGACCUGACUUUGAGAGAAUUACCAUUAAAUGGGCAAUAUGCUGUGGAGUGAUUGCCAGUGAGGUGGACCUCUUUUCCAAUAAAGAAUAAAUGAGAAUGCUGAUACCAGUGGGCUUGUUGUUGAGAAGGUUGGAAAAUUGCUGUAGUUAUUAGAACUUCGACUGGAAAAUGGCAUUUCAGUGUAUCAUUUUCCAACAUGAUUUCCCUAGCAGCUACUUAGUAAUCAGUUUCAUACAGCACUUUCUCUUAUAUGUGAAGAUUUUGUAAAAAUUAGGGAAAUGGCUAUGAUAUGAACUGAAAAAUGCAGGGCAAGAGUAUAGAACAUUCAUUUCUAGAACCAUCAUGAUAAGAUAUUUGUGUUUGGAUCAGGGUCUAAAGGGAUUCUAGGUGUAUCUGUUUUAAUUUUAGGUUUAUGCCUGUUUUUUUUGUGUGUAUGCUUUUUUAUAAUACUAACAAAUGAUAUGAGUAAUAGUCAAAAAAGUACAAACAUUUCCAUCUCUUUGACCAUUUAGGAAAGACCUGACAGUCAGAUAGCAAAGAUCUCUCAGGGUUCUGAGAGUUCCAUUUGGAUUAGUAUGAACAGGUUACUCCUUAGGACUUAGAUUCCCAGGAAUGUUCCUCAUUGAGAAUAAAAUAUUUCUCUGUGAAUGUGGAACUGGAAAUUUAAGCCAGAGGGACUGAGAAUGCAUGGGCAGUAUGGAGGGCAUAUGGGCUUUUUUUUUUUUUUUUUAACCCAUAUAUCAAAAGCAGUAUAAAGGAGCUUUAUUUUUAAGGUGUUUUUUUUUUUUUUUCUCCCCUCAUGUAGUAUUGUCUUUUUUUCCUCUGGGAUAUGUUCCCUAAUGUGAGAAUCCUCUGAGUGGGAAGGUAUUGCCCUGGCUAAGUGCUUGCCAUCUAAAUUAAGCACACAAGAAUGCUUUUAGUGAGGUAAUAUUUGUAGCUUCUCAUUGGUUUUUUAGAUUUGGUUCACAAGUCUUUCUGGCCUUUGCCCCUUAUCAUGAAUUCUAAUUCUGUGGAUUGUCAUGGACCUGAAACCUCUGAUCCCAGAGAGUUAUUGAAAAAUAGGCUGAGAGUUGAACUGAGAGACCAGAGAAUAGAGGUAAAUUCCCUGGAGAAAGAAAAAAAAAAAAAAAAACUAAAGUGAUAUCUAAUAGGGGUUACCCUUAGUAAAUUCUGUCCCCAGGAUAUGACCCUAAGUGGAUUCAUCUUUAUGAGGGUUAAGCCAGAGAGUGCAGCACACCUCACAGUGACUGAAGUUCUGGGGGAACAGUUGUUGACGGCUGGAAAACUGGCUGCCCACCCCAGGAGAAUCUUCAGUCAAUCCAUGAAUGCACAGAUAGAGGAAGAGAAGGGGUUCUCUGUGCACUGCCUUUGGGGGAGGACAUAAAAUUGUGAAAAUGCUAAUUUGGUAGUGGGACAUGGUUAGGCUUCUUUUCCCCAAAAUUAUAGAUAAAACCAAUACCAGUGCUAGGUACAAGUGGAUGAUUUUCACUGGGCAUGUUGAAUCUUACUUUGAAGACAGGAGACAGGAGACAGGAUUGUACAAAUGAGUUUAAAGCCAACUGGGCUAAGAAGGAAGCCUGUGAAGAUUUCAAGUUUGGGAAGGGGUUUAUCUCAAAGUAAUCUUUUUAGUGUUAAAAAUAUUUCAUUGAAAAUGAAAUUGAUAAAACUGCAAAGAAUUUUGAAGUGAGUAUAUAUGUGAUUGUGUGUUUAUUGGCCAGGUUGAAUAUGAGUCAUCUGUGUGCACUAAGUCAUAAGUAUUACAUCAGUUCCUAGGUGGUGAAUUAUGGUUGCCAAGUGUUUUGAAAUAGGGUAGAUCCACUAAAUAAACAAAAAUGUUAAUUUCAUUAUUUGCUCAGUAAUUUCCCUCUGUAGGAAAGGUAUUCUUUUAAAAAAUGGUCGACCAAUAAUAAAGAAAAGUUAAAGUGACAGUGUGCUAAAAAUACAUAAUUAAACCUCUGAACCUAAAAUUUAGGUUUAAAAGGGGGAAUCAGUAACUUGAUUUUAAUGACAUAUGUAUGACACAUAUAUAACCACAUAUGUCCCCUGCAUAAAAAUUUUUGUGUAAAAUUCACAAAGUAAAAUUGUACUUUGCCAUAGCAAAAUGUAUAGAGAUUUGACAGGCCAAAUUUCUUUCGCCAUAUUCCAGUAAAAUUAGAAAUAAGUGAAAGGUGACCAAAGCGUUUUAAAAUACAUGGAUGUUAAGGAAUACUCUCUCUCCUAGAACUAAUUUUUUAAAACGUUUUUAUAGUUUUAUCGAGAUAUAAUUGACAUGUUUAACAUGUACAGCAUAAUGACUUGACUUACAAAUAUUGUGAAAUGGGGACUUCCCUGGCCGUCCAGUGGUUAGGACUCCACACUGUCACUGCCGGGGCCGUGGGUUCAAUCCCUGGUCAGGGAUUAAGAUCCCACAAGCACAGCCAAAAAUAUAUGUAUAUUGUGAAAUGAUUACCACAAUGAGUUAACAUCCAUCAUCUCAUAUAGAUACUAAAAGAAGAAAAAGAAAAAAAGUGGUUUUUUUUUUUCCUGUGGAGAGAAAUCUUAGGAUUUGCUCUCUUAGCAGCUUUAAAAUGUACCAUUCAGCAGCGUUAACUGUAAUCAUCAUGUUUCCUCCCACACUCCUGCUUAGUCUUCAGUACUUUUGUACUUUGUCCACCUUAUUUUAUGGUUUGAUGUUUCAGCUUACUCCUAGGCCUGACAAAGAUAAACGUGCUUUUAAUGUUUUUGUUUGUUUGUUUUUAUUGUUUUUAUAAAUUUAUUUAUUUAUUUA
Molecule: messenger RNA, 5681 nt
Organism: Orcinus orca (killer whale)
Lineage: Eukaryota; Metazoa; Chordata; Mammalia; Artiodactyla; Delphinidae
Gene: ZNF180
Product: zinc finger protein 180
Exons: 6
Coding region: 568-2565 (665 amino acids)
Biological process (GO): negative regulation of transcription by RNA polymerase II
Molecular function (GO): DNA-binding transcription repressor activity, RNA polymerase II-specific
Source: RefSeq, a predicted model, not a curated record